CCGUUCAUGAUGGUGGAGCAGAAUGAGAUAGGUGGUGGUUGAUCUGGCGUAAAAAAUAGUGCAGCCUUGCAGCUUGCUCAACCAGGCAGCAUACCCAUGCACUAGGUGUAGGCUAGUAGGCAUAUGUAGCUCGAUCAGGCAAUAUUAUGAAUAGCUCAACGGCUUAGUAGCGGUAAUUACGAAACUAGCAGCAGUCCCUGUGAACAGGGAUGCGCGAAGGAUGGUGAACGCGCAGAAGGGAAUUCUAAUCGAAUGCGACAUCCCCAUGGCGCAGUAUAUUAUCUUUCUGGACAGCAAGCGGGGAGGCGCCGAGAAAUUCAUUCUCCAGGUUCUAGACGACACACAUAUGCUGAUUCAUGCUGAAGCAGCAGACAUGGUGCAGAAGAUGUGCCGUGAUUGGAUGGAUGCCAACACGUAUGAGAAGCCAACUUAGGAUGGAGCCAUGAGAGGGCUGCUCAAAACUGAAGUUGCAUUCUGAAACACCUAGAAUUUCCUUACGCAGCUAUUUGCUGCUGAUUUUUUUAUACAGCCCGUUGUAUUAGUACUAAGCAGAACGAGUAUGUUGCAUGUUGGGUGGGGUGUUACAGUCAAGGAGAGAAGGGAUACGGAAUAUGUUUGGUUUUCUAGGUUGAAACGGUUGUUCUAGUUGAGGAUACUAGUGUACAUUCAUUGACAUUCACC
This is a messenger RNA of Closterium sp. NIES-67, 681 nucleotides long. Lineage: Eukaryota; Viridiplantae; Streptophyta; Zygnematophyceae; Desmidiales; Closteriaceae. The record is from the annotation of a GenBank genome assembly.